CGUCAUAUCCCGGCGACUGGCGAAAGGACAGCAAAGGAGGAAACAUGGCUGCAAGGUUACUGCUCCGCUCAGCUUUCCGAGCCGCGUCAACCUGCCGGGCGGCCCCGGUGCCCGCCCUGACCCGCGGCAUGGCGGCUGGAGGGAUCCCCACUGACGAGGAGCAGGCCACCGGCCUGGAGAAAAUCAUCAUGAAGGCCGCCAAGGAGGGCGCGGACCCCUACAGCAUGAUGAAGCCUAAAGAGUACGCUGGCUCCAAGGCCGAUCCUCACCUCGUUCCCUCCAUCACUAACAAGAGGAUCGUGGGAUGUGUCUGUGAAGAAGACAACACGGCCGUGGUCUGGUUCUGGCUCCACCAGGGUGACGCCCAGCGCUGCCCCUCCUGUGGGUCCCACUACAAACUGGUGGCCCACCAACUCCCCCACUAACCCCCCCCACACACACACCUCUCUUAACAUAGACGUUAGUCUUCAGAACGACUACAAGAAA
Messenger RNA from Perca fluviatilis (European perch), 486 nucleotides. RefSeq names its product cytochrome c oxidase subunit 5B, mitochondrial-like. NCBI's taxonomy places the organism in Eukaryota, Metazoa, Chordata, Actinopteri, Perciformes, Percidae. The record is from RefSeq and is a predicted model, not a curated record. The coding region runs from base 45 to 425 and encodes 126 amino acids. The transcript is spliced from 4 exons. Gene Ontology annotation, cellular component: mitochondrial envelope. Gene Ontology annotation, biological process: mitochondrial electron transport, cytochrome c to oxygen.